Molecule: messenger RNA, 1533 nt
Organism: Entamoeba dispar SAW760
Lineage: Eukaryota; Evosea; Mastigamoebida; Endamoebidae
Exons: 2
Coding region: 1-1533 (510 amino acids)
Source: RefSeq, a predicted model, not a curated record
AUGAUUACCAUAAAUACAGAGUUAUAUAAAAGUUGUGUUUUUGAUAUGAAUUCUAUUGUUCAUCAAUUAGAUGCUUUAAUUGAUAUGACAAAAGAAUAUGGUGAAUAUUAUCAAGGAAGAGGAACUUUAGAAAUAGAAUAUGGAAAGAAAUUAUUAGGACUAACUACAUAUCUUAAUACUCCAUCAUUUGGUAAAGAAGAUCCAAAGAAAUUUCUUCAAACUGGAAUGAAAAAUUAUAUUGAACUCUUAGAUACUUCUAACACUAAAAGAGCUGAAGAAAAAUAUAAUAUAGGAAAAAAAUUUAUUGAAGAAGUAGCUACUCCAUUGUUUUCUCUUGCUAAAGAAAUUGAUACUCAAAAAAAGAAAAUUGUCAAUGAAACAUUUAGAAAAGUUAAAAUAUAUGAAGAUGUUGUUUCUUUUGCUUUAAGGUGUGAAGGUCAUUACCUAAAUGUACUCAAAGAUAUGAAAGAUCUUAUUAAGAAAAUCAAUGAAACAAAUGAUUCAAAACUAGUCCCCAAAUACAAUAAAAUGAAUCAACAAUAUUCCAUUAUAAAAAAAGACUAUGAAAAUUCAGUUACUAAAGCAUCUGAAUGUUAUGAUUUAUUAUAUGGUCAAGAAAUGGUUGAAACAGUAAGACAAUGUUAUGAAUUAAUGACAUAUCAUAAUGAUGAAAUCAUAAAUAUCUUCAAACGUGCUCAUCAAAUCUAUUUGAAUAUUGGAAUCAAUGAAACAGAAUUUAAUUCAAUAACGUCAGAUGGAUUAAAAACAUUAGAUAAUAAGACUGAUGUAAAAGAAUUCUUUGAAAGUAUUAUUGGUCAUAAUGAAAAAUCAAAAAUUAUAUUAAAAACAGAAGAAUUAACUCCUUUACAAGUUGAAGUACCUAAAGAAUCACAAAAGAAAUGGGGAUUUGGAUCGAUUAAAUCAUCCAUUGUUAGUGGAAUGUCAUCACUAACUACAAUGGUAAACGAAUCAAUACAAAACCCACCCACUGGAUUAAGUGCAAACUGGACUAAUCCUGUAUUAACAACACCAAUAUAUUCAUUUGGCAAAAAGAAAGAAUCAAAGAAGGAAAUUCAUGAUUCAAAAGAAGAAGUUAUACAAGAAGUUACUAACAUAAAAGAACAAAAUGAAGUUAAUAAUAUAAAAGAACAAAAUGAAAUAAUUCAAGAAGAAAAACAAAAACAAAAUAAUCAAGAAGAAGGAAAUAUUGUUGUUAUUGAAAAAGAAAUUAAAGUUGAGAGUGAAGUUGUAGCUGAAAUGGUUUCAAAUGAAGCACCUCAAAUAGUUGAAGUAAAAGAAACAAAAAAUGAAAUAAUGAUUCCUGUUAAAGAAGAAGAAAAGAAAGAUGAAAUUGUUUUAGGAAGUACAAGUAUUAUGGAAGGUGUACUAACAAAAGAAGAGAGUGAAGAUAGUGAACUUGUUGUUGUACCUGCAACAGAUAAUGGAUUAAGUAAAGAAGAAGAUAAUGAUGAAGAGGAAGAAGAUGAAGAAUUAUUAGAGGAAGAAGAUGAACCAAUAAAUACUUUUAUUUAA